This is a messenger RNA of Panicum hallii, 1649 nucleotides long. Its product is annotated as protein trichome birefringence-like 19. The transcript is spliced from 2 exons. Gene Ontology annotation, cellular component: Golgi apparatus. Gene Ontology annotation, molecular function: O-acetyltransferase activity. The record is from RefSeq and is a predicted model, not a curated record. Lineage: Eukaryota; Viridiplantae; Streptophyta; Magnoliopsida; Poales; Poaceae. The coding region runs from base 285 to 1502 and encodes 405 amino acids.
CCACCGGCCCGCCCCGGCUCUAUUCAAGGAGAGGGGGCAAAAGGGCUUCGGCGCGGCGUGGAUGGAUAGCGCUCCCAGCCUCAGCUCGUAGAUAUCUCCCUCGCGGGCGGGCGGGCGGGCGGGCGAGCGCGGUGAGGCCGGCCACCAGCGCCGCCGGAGCUCGUCCUGCUUGCUCCCCGCAGAAUCGCUAGCGGCGAGCGGGCGGAUGAGAGAUUGCUAGGCAGCUACGCUACACAUCGGAGGGGAUCGAUUGAAUUGCGGAUAGGGUUGCUAGCAGGGCCGGGAUGAAGCUCCACUGGCUGGUGCGGUUCCUGUUCGGGCCGGUGCCGGUCUACUUCUCGGCGCUGGCCAUCCUCAUCGUGCUCACCAACGCGCAGUACUUCGGGCUGGUGGGCGUCGGCGUGGCGCCGCGCGCCGCCAAGCUCGCCUCCUCCACGCCCGUCGUCAGCGUCAUGAAGUACUGCGACAUCUUCCGCGGGGAGUGGGUGCCCGACGCCGAGGCGCCCUACUACAACCACAAGACGUGCCACAUGAUCCAGGAGCACCAGAACUGCCUCAAGUACGGCCGCCCCGACCUGGGGUUCCUCAAGUGGCGGUGGCGGCCCUCCGGCUGCGAGCUCCCGCGCUUCGACCCGCUCCAGUUCCUGCAGUUCGCGCGCGGCAAGUCGCUGGCCUUCGUCGGGGACUCGCUGGCCAGGAACCACAUGCAGUCGCUGCUCUGCCUCCUCUCCCAGGUGGCGUAUCCCAAGGACCUGUCGGCGAACCCGUCGGACCAGAACAAGGUGUACCACUACCGGGCGUACAACUUCACCAUCAGCAUGUUCUGGUCACCGUUCCUGGUGCGCGCGCGGGAGCCCGACCACGACGGCCCCGCGCACACGGGCCACUGGAGCCUCUACCUGGACGAGCCCGACGACAAGUGGGUGUCCCAGAUGCCCCGCUUCGACUACGUGCUGGUGUCGGCGGCCAACUGGUUCUCGCGGCCGUCCCUCUUCUACGAGAAGCGGCGGCUGGUCGGGUGCAGCUUCUGCAGCCGGCAGUACGGCGUCCCGGACCUGACGCUCUACUACUCGCAGCGGCGCGCGUGGCGGGUGGCGCUGCGCGCCAUCAACGACCUGGAGCGCCUCCGGGCGCGGGUGAUCGUGCGGAUGCUCUCCCCCAUGUCGCACUUCGAGAACGGGACGUGGGACCAUGGCGGCGACUGCCGGCGCACGCAGCCGCUGCGGGCGAACGAGACGAGCAUGGAGGGGCGGGACCUGCACUUCUACACCGCGCAGAUGGAGGAGUUCCGGGCGGCGGAGAAGGCCGCGCGCGACAAGGGGCGGCGGCUGAUGCUCAUGGACGCGACGGCGGCCAUGCUGAUGCGGCCCGACGGGCACCCCAGCCGGUACGGGCACUGGCCCAACGAGAAGGUGCAGCUCUACAACGACUGCAUCCACUGGUGCCUGCCGGGGCCCAUCGACAUCUGGAACGACAUGCUCUUCCAGAUGCUCCUCGCCUAGCCGCCGCGGGCUCAUCGAUCCGACUUCACCAAACGAAAUCGCCGGUAACCGUGCACAGAUUCGUUUUGUUUCGCUCUGUUUCUUGUUCAAAAAAAGGGGGAAAUUUUUGACAGGCAAGGAUUCGUUCCUCCCGGCGUGAUUAUUCCA